GAGAGAGGCGCAGACUAUAAACCGAGUGCUUAAUUAAUCCACCUCCACUUUCGCGGGGUUAUCUUUGUUUCAUUUAAAGUAGUCCUGCCUUACAUGUCAAGUUUAAGCCCCAUUUGUUGUUUUUUUGGAGGGUUUAUGCUCUACAUCGCAGUGUGGAUGAAGAUUAUUUUCGCACUUUUCUUCAUGGAAAGUGGAUUCAGUAAUGUUCAGUUAGCAUGGCUGUGGCUCCUUCACCGGAGCCGGUAUGGCGUUUAGCCUCAUCCGCAAACUGGACGCCCCGUCCGGAGGCAUCCUGUCCAGGAAAGCGGUGGUCAUGCUGUGUUCCCUCCUCGCCCCUCUCAUCCUCCUGCACCUCCUCACCGACCGCUGCGCCUCGCCUUCACCGGUCAGAGGCUCUCCGCGGAACAAGCGGCUCGUGAGCGAACGGCGCGCCACUGGCCACGGGGUCGCCGAAGGGGCUAUAACGGCUGUGCGCGCGGAGCCGACGGUUUGGCAGCUUCCAGAAGAGUUCCCUGCUUUUCCACCGCCGCAGGAUCUGGUCGUUUCUCCCAGGUUCGCAGGUAAAAUCAGCCCGCUCGGUGAGGGGAGCAAGAAGCUGCCCCAGGCUCUCAUCAUCGGGGUGAAGAAAGGAGGGACCCGAGCUCUGCUGGAGUUUCUACGGGUACAUCCGGACAUAAGGGCAGUGGGAGCGGAGCCGCACUUCUUCGACCGUAACUAUGACUACGGACUGGAGUGGUACAGGGAUCUGAUGCCGAAAACCCUGGAGGGCCAGAUCACCAUGGAGAAAACACCCAGCUACUUUGUGACCAGAGAGGCCCCAGCGAGGAUUUCGGCCAUGUCCAGAGACACCAAACUGAUUGUGGUAGUGAGGGACCCCGUCACCAGAGCUAUCUCUGACUACACGCAGACUCUGUCUAAGAAGCCCGAUAUUCCCUCUUUUGAGAGUCUCACCUUCAAAAACAGGACUACGGGGCUCAUAGACACCUCAUGGAGCGCCAUCCAGAUCGGCAUCUACGCCAAGCACCUGGACAACUGGCUGCAGUACUUCCCCAUGGACCAGAUCCUCUUUGUGAGCGGCGAGCGUCUGAUCAGCGACCCGGCCGGAGAGCUGGGCCGCGUGCAGGACUUCCUGGGCCUCAAGAGGAUCAUCACAGACAAACACUUUUACUUCAACCAGACCAAGGGAUUCCCGUGCCUCAAGAAGGCAGAGGGCAGCAAUAAGCCCCACUGCCUGGGAAAAACCAAAGGGAGAACCCAUCCGAACAUUGAUCCCGAGGUGGUGCAGAGGCUACGGGAUUUCUACAGGCCCUUCAACAUGAAGUUCUACCAGAUGACAGGACGUUUCUUUGGCUGGGAUCACUGAAUGUCUUUUUUUCUUUUGCUAAAUAAUGAGUGGGAAAUACAAUGGGUUCUUAGCCAAACACUUGAUGGUAUGAGAAUUUGACACUUUAGGCUUUAAGUUGGAACACACUAAUCCUAACCCCAAAUGUUAUGGCCCAAAGUCCAAAGUCAUUAAUUGAAAAUUGAAGCUAUUGGACUUUUCUAACAAAAAAAAGUCUUCUGAAAUUCAGAUAGUUACACAUUUAGUUAAACCAGAUAUAAACAUUAGACUAAACUUUGGCUCCUGUCAGACAAUUGGCAUUAGGACAAUUAUUUUAAUUAGUUAAAGUUACAUUAUUGAGAUUUUUUUUGUCAAGUUCUGAAAUGCACAUUUCUUUCUUAAUAUUUUGUGGAAUUACCCAUUAAAGUGUAAGAUUUGGAUUAAAUAUUUUGGGGGUAUUCUCUACAAGGUCCUAACAAUAGAUUAGUAACAUUUUGACCAAUGUUUUAGUUUCUUCUCACAUCAGUGGCCAAGUAAUAAAGUAAUUUCAUUAUUCUGCUGGACAUGUUGCAAAAACUAUUUUUCUGAAUGCAUUUGCAAACUAUAAUCCAAGUUUUUUUUGUAUUGCCUUUCUGUCUGCUUGACAGAAGGACACCAUUCUUUUAUGGUUAAUUCACACAUUUCUCACUACAUUCGUCCCUGGGAGACAAACCAGCCUUCUUCCUGAGCUAUGUGAUGCCUGGACAUUACCAAACUCAAAUAAAUGAUCGAAGCAUUUCCACUCAUUUGAAGGUUGUACGCAAGGAUGAACCAAACUUGUGGAGAUCCACAAGUCUCUUAAUAAUAUCAUCAUAGAUUUGUUUUUUGUUGUUUUUUUCUGCGCUGGUACAGCUUGAGGUGUUGCCUUCAAAUACAUCCCCUAGUGUUACCUCUGUUGUGAAUGCACCAAUCAGAAGCUUUCAAAGCUAUUAAAUUAGCAUUUUUGGCUUUCUAAAGUGAAAGGUUAGUUGAUGGAAGCAUCCAAAUGUGAACAAAGUUAUAAACGGUUUCGCUGAGUGUUAUUCUCCUACCAUCAGGACUUCUUCCACUCAUUAAUCAGCAUUACCAGCUUUAAGCAAUAUGCAGAAGCUGCAGAUUAGGACAACAAUAUGCAAAACUCUUUCUGCAGAAAUUCUUCUGACCUGUGCUCAUGUAUUUUAAGAACUCAUUUAAAGAUUUAAGUCACAUUGCUUCAUGGUGCCUGCAUACAUUUCCUCAGUUGGAAUCCCAGUGGAAGUGAGACAGAGAUGAUGAGUGUUAUUAUAUUAUGCAGUUUUUCUACACAGAAGUAAUAAAAUCAGUGGAGAAAUGAGUUUUAAACAUGCAUUAAAGCUUUUAACGUUUGUUUAUAGCAUAAGGAGCACGGAAAGAUAAAGAAAUGUAUUUGUAUUUUUGAAAUGUAUUUAUUCAAAAAGUGUAUACGCAUUAUGUAUGUAUUUUGAAUAACUCAGCGACUGUUUUCUGAGAUUAUUAAGCCUUUUCAUUUUGCUUUAGAGUUUUACUUUAUUUGGGGGGGGGUUUGUUUGUUUUUUCUUCAAACACCUCACUUUCAGGUUAUUCACUUCUGUAUGUUUUUGGGGGUUUUUUUGUUGAUAUACAGAGAUGAAUGUGUUGUGUGAACACUUCGCUUUGCGCUCGGUUCCAGAGCUGUGAGUUUGUUAUUUCAAGGGUCGUUUCCCCAUCUUCAGUUAAUGAAGCCACGGGCAGAGAGAGAGAGAGAGCACUCAGUGUUAUUUAAGCAACAUCAACUCCAAUGGAGGGAAAAACACCUCCGAACAGGACCUUUCAAAACUGUGACUCAGAUUUCCUCAACAUGCCUCCUGGUGAAGCGAACACACUCGACGCCACCACCAGUUGUCCUUUACUUUGAAACCAGGCUCCUGUGGAGGUCUGUUCGAAAACCACCGAGCAUGAGAACAGAGGCUCAGUUGUGUUCCUAAUUUCUAACUACUUGCGGUGUGAAACUCCUUCCGACGGGCAACGUGCCUGAAAAUGCACACGAUCGGCGUGUUUUUGGGUGUGUGUCGGAAAACAGUCAGGUAAAGGUUAAAAAAACCUAUGCACUCAGCUGUUUGGGUUGUCACGUUCAUAGGCACUCCUUCAAUAAAAUAUGUGAUAAUGAAA
This is a messenger RNA of Gambusia affinis (western mosquitofish), 3484 nucleotides long. RefSeq names its product heparan sulfate glucosamine 3-O-sulfotransferase 3A1-like. The transcript has 2 exons. The record is from RefSeq and is a predicted model, not a curated record. Gene Ontology annotation, molecular function: [heparan sulfate]-glucosamine 3-sulfotransferase activity. The coding region runs from base 245 to 1363 and encodes 372 amino acids. NCBI's taxonomy places the organism in Eukaryota, Metazoa, Chordata, Actinopteri, Cyprinodontiformes, Poeciliidae.